Molecule: messenger RNA, 6270 nt
Organism: Acanthocheilonema viteae
Lineage: Eukaryota; Metazoa; Nematoda; Chromadorea; Rhabditida; Onchocercidae
Source: the annotation of a GenBank genome assembly
AUGAAUGACCGUCAACAAUUACAUAUUGAAUCAGCUACGGAUCAGGAUGCCGGUCGAUAUUCAUGUGUGGCAGAAAAUAAGCCUGGUCGAGCGGAAAAAGAUCUUAUCGUUGCUGUACUAAAACCACCACAAAUGGAUAGUCAACAUCGCGUCUUUGAAUUACCCGAAAAUGAAACGAUAACACUGACCUGUCCAAUUAACGAUCCAUCAGUGGAAAUACAAUGGACUAAGAAUGGCAUUCCAAUUACCACAUCAAAUAACUUACAGCUAUCAACAAGCGGCUUAAAAUUGCAUAUCCUACAUGGACAACUUUAUGAUGCAGGUCGAUAUGUUUGUCGAGCAUGGAAUGAUGCCGGAGAAGCAAUUGCACACAUAAAUGUUGUCGUUUUAGUGCCACCAAAAAUUAUUGGGUCAGCAUUUCGUACGAUUGAAUCAGUUUUGAAUCAAACAGUUAAUAUCGAAUGUAAAAGAACUGGCAUACCGACACCAAAAAAUACUUGGUCCUUCAAUGGACGAACAAUUUUUCCAUCCGAAAAAAUUCAAAUUUUAAAUAAUGGUACUUUACUGAUAUUGAAAGAAAUACAAGCAAAUCAGGAAGGACGAUAUUCGUGUACGGCAACAAAUAAGGUUGGAAGAGCUGAAGCUGAUACGUUCUUGCAAAUUAUUGCACCGCCAAAAAUUUUAACAUCAAUCGAUGAAUUGAAAGUAAUCCAAGGACAAGGACAAACAAUUCGUUGUGAGAUGAGUGGAACUCCAACGCCAAAAGUUGAAUGGCUCAAAAAUGGACAACGAUUUAAUGCUACAAUGGCUCAAUCGUCCAGUAAUUUGCAUUACAUUCAUCUGAGGGAAACGCAAGUUAGUGAUGCAGGACGAUAUACAUGCAUAGCAAGGAAUCGAGCUGGUGAACAUCGGAUGACAACGCAACUUUAUGUACUUGUGCCACCAUUGAUUCUGGAAGGUGAACGUGUUGUGCAGGUGAAAGAAAAUGCUACAGUAACAUUAGAAUGUAUUGCAAGUGGAAAUCCGAAACCGAUAGUUGUAUGGAAACGUGACGGACGACUUUUGGAUAUACGUGGCUCACGUUUUGUGAUUAAAUCAUCAAAAGCAUCUGAUGGUGGCAGGUACACGUGUGAAGCACGUAAUGAAGCUGGCAAAGUAUCAACUGAUUUUGAAGUUGAUAUUUUUAUUAAGCCACGUUUUCGAGAUCUUAAAGCGGAAAUUCGAGUUCGCAAUGGUGAACGAGCACGUCUUGAAUGUAAAGUUGAUGGACAUCCUGAACCAAUCAUCACAUGGAUGCGUGGAGGUCGUCCAAUUGAAGAUAUGAAAAAUAUCAUAUUGAGUCCACGUGGUGAAACAAUGAUGAUUCUUAAAUCACGCAGAGCAGAUUCUGGAAGUUAUUCGUGUGUUGCGAAGAAUUUUGCCGGAGAAGCAGAAGCAAGUUUUACAGUUACUGUAUUGAUAGCGCCACAUAUCGAUGAACAAAUCGAUCAGAAUUUACGUGUUGUUCAAGGCACUAAAGUUAUCAUGCAUUGUCCGGUGCAGGGCAAUCCAAAACCAAAGAUCAAAUGGUUAUACAAUGAGAAGCCAAUUAAGAUUGAUCGUGCAAAAAUCAUUGACGAAACUGAUUUGGUCAUUGAAAAAUCAAAGCAAUAUGAUAGUGGACGUUAUACGUGUUUCGCAGAAAAUGAAGCUGGAAUACUGAAUACAAAUUAUGAGCUUGAAAUUAUCGGUCCACCGAAGUUUCAUCAUCGUGGUGAAACUGUUUAUGAGGUGAUCGUUGGUAAAACGGUAACGAUGGAUUGCGAUGUUGAAGCUGAACCAAAACCGGAAAUUUAUUGGCUCCGCGGUGAUUCACCCUUAUAUUUUACUGACAAAAUUCACAUUUCACCGAAUAGACAGCAAAUAACGAUCCGUAAUGUGGAAAUGAGCGAUGGUGGCAAAUAUACUUGCAAGACAAAAAAUGAAGCAGGUUCAGCGGAUAUUGACCUGACAUUGAAAGUGUUAGUACCACCCAGUAUCGAUACGUCAAAUAUCAUCGGCAAUCCAUUAGCUGUUGUUGGAAAAUCAAUUUACUUGGAAUGUCCAGUUUCCGGGAUUCCACGGCCAUCAGUGAUAUGGUACAAAGACGGUAUUCUAUUAUCCACUGAUAAUGAUCGUUUUGUUAUUGAGCAGAAUAAUCAAACAUUUGGUAUCAAAGAAGUAAAAGUAAGUGAUAAAGGACAGUUUCUUUGUGUAGUCGAGAAUAAAGGAGGUCGAGUGGAGCAAGGUUUUAAUUUGGAAGUUUUAGUACCACCAAAACUUGAAACAGUGGAAUCACAGAAAUAUACAAAACGAGAAAAAGAUAGCAUGACAUUGUACUGUCCAAUAAAACAUGAUGAACAAUCGACAACUCCUACUGAAAUUUUAUGGUACAAAGAUGGUCGUCCAAUUGAUGGAGUUACAGUACCAAAGAUUAAAAUCACAUCUAAAGGUCAACGUUUACAUAUCACUCGUAUGUCACUUGCUGAUUCCGGCAAUUAUUCAUGCGUUGCGUUGAAUCGUGCCGGUGAAUCAUCACUUGAUUUCUACGUGGAAAUACUUUCAGCACCUCAUUUGGAUUAUAGUCGUAACGAGCAACAACCACAUGUUAUUGCCGGACGUCCUAUCACUCUGUGGUGCAUGGUUUCCGGAUAUCCAUUACCGACAAUUCGAUGGAUGAAAGAUGGUUACCUUGUACCAAUCAAUAAGAAAAGUGAUAUACGACUGGUCGAGAAUGGACAGGGAUUGGAAAUUUUGGAAGCUAAACGUGAGCAUGCCGGUAUUUGGACGUGUGAAGCAUCAAAUGCGGCUGGUAAAACAGAUUACGAAUUAACGUUGGAUGUUUGGACACUUCCAAUCGUGUCCAUACAACCGGUUGAUAAUGUUCGACCUAUCGAUAGUGUUAUCAUCAUACAUUGUCAAGCUACUGGUAAUCCCGAACCAUCCUUAUCAUGGAGUAAGGAUGGUCAACCACUUAUCACUUCUGCAAAUGGCGCAAGAAUUUCAUUAAAAGGAACAAGAUUGGAUAUUCCUCGUUUGAAACAAUCACACGUAGGUGAAUAUACGUGUACUGCGGUGAAUGAAGUUGGUACAUCAUCUGCUACUGUACACAUCGAUGUUUUAGUACCACCGGUAAUUAAUCGUGAUAACAUCGAGAUGAGUCCACGAUUGCCAACUGCUCAAACAUUAACAUUAAUUUGUGAUGCAACCGGUAAACCAUUACCUGAAAUAUUUUGGUAUGUGAAUGAUACUAUGGUACGUGAAACGACGUCAAAUGUAAUCAUUGGUGAAAAUGGUCGUUAUCUUCAAGUGAAAGAUAUCGCAUUAAAUAAUCGUGGAGCAUACAAAUGUAUUGCAUCAAAUAUUGCUGGCAAAGAUGAGCUUUUAUAUACAGUUACUAUAGUCCAGGCUCCAAAAAUAUUGAAUGGCGGUAGCUAUCAAGUUAUCGAGGGAAAAGAAGCUCAAAUUUUAUGCAAUGUCAUUGGUGAACCACAACCGGUAGUUACGUGGCAACGAAAUGGAAUUCAUAUUGAAACUGGGAUGAGACAUAUUAUUGAAGAUAAGAUACUCCGGAUAAUGGAUACACGAAGUUCAGAUUCCGGUUUGUACGUUUGUGUGGCAACAAAUGAGGCUGGAACUGCUCAACAGGCGUUUACGCUUGAAGUUUUUGUUAUUCCUCGUAUCAUUACAAUGUUACCAAACGAAUCGUUGAUACCUGUUGGCAAGCCGUUUAGUUUGAAAUGCGGUGUGCGUGGUUUUCCGCCACCAGAUAUUAUAUGGUCAUUGAAUGGUGAAAUACUUGGUAAGGACAAAACAAGUUACUCUAUUGCGGAGGAUGGUACUUUGUUUGUUGAGAAAGCGACGAAACAAGCAAUACUAACUUUUAAAUGUGUAGCAAAAAAUAACGCUGGUUCAGACAGCAAAGAAUUUAUCGUUAAAGUGAUAAGUCCACCAGUUCUGAUAAAAGAGGGAAUUAAAACAAUUAAUGCGACAGAGGGUGAUCCAUCAUUGCUAAUUUGUGAAAUUGAAGGUGAAAUUCCCGAAAUAUACUGGUAUAAAGACAAUAAACCGUUGAUAUUAACGUCAAAUAUAGAAUUAAGCUCGGAUCGAACACAACUGAAAAUACACCAUUCUAAGCUACAUGAUGAAGGGAUGUACAGUUGUAUUGCUGUUAAUCCGGCUGGUAACGCUACACAGAAACAACAACUUUAUGUUGGCGUUCCACCACGAAUAACCGAAAAACCUCGGCGAAUUAUUGUGAAAAGCGGUCAAGCAGCUGAAUUAUGGUGUGAAGCAGUUGGUAUACCAAAGCCGCAUAUCACAUGGUUGAAAGAUGAUAAAGCAUUAUCACAAACAGCAUUGGAUGAUUAUACGGAUGUUCUAAAAUCAACUGCUUUCUUUCCAAAUGUGUCGAGUAAAGAUGGCGGAGUUUAUACGUGUAAGGCAGAGAAUUGGGCUGGUAUCAGUUAUAAGGAUGUCGAUUUAGUCGUUCUAAUUCCACCGGAAAUUCAUCCCGAACGGUUGAAUAUUACUGCAAAUAUUGAUGAUACAGUAAUUUUGACGUGUAAUAUAACCGGAGUGCCUGAACCUGUUGUAUCCUGGGUGAAAAUGCCAAAUGUUGACAUUAUUGGAAACGAAAAGAAAUAUCAAAUUUACGGAACGGCAUUACAUAUCAGAAAUGUAGUACCCGAAGAUGAUGGCUUUUAUCAUUGUGUUGCAAAAAGUAAUGCUGGUCAAGUAAUUGGAUCACGACGACUUACCGUUAUUGAUCCAAGGAAAGAUUACAAAGUGAUUUGGGUGGAAUGCGGUGAAUCUGGCCAACCAAUCAAGACGACAUAUGUGCCAGCACGCGGUGAUGUUCCCGAAGGCGGUAAUAAUUUGCUACCAUGGAAGCAAGAUUUACAGGAUCUUCCACAAAAUGGUACUAAUGGAAUAUUGAUACGUUGUUUACCUGAAUCACGUGGAAUACGUCGCGCUUCAUUAGCUAUGCCGAGAUUUAUACGAUCACCACGAACGCAAAAAGUUCUACCAGGAACUGUUGCUAAUCUUCAUUGCAGUGCUAUUGGUCAACCUAAGCCAUAUAUUAUUUGGAUUCGUAAUGGAGCAUUUUUAACAGGUAUGUCGCAAUCAUCCGUUGGUCAUUCGAUACUGCAAGUGAAAGUUGAAAGUAAUGAUGAUUUGGGUGAUUAUAUUUGUUUGGCACAGAAUACUGUUGGUUCUGUUACCAGUAUUGCUACCUUAUUUCUUGAUCAAAUUACAGAAAAGGCUCAAAAACGCUCAAUUGCAAUGUUAAAUUGUGUAUUUGAUAAUGCGGUCCCAAAAAAAAAUGUAAUUUGGAAAUUUUUCAACACACAAUUAAGUGACAGUUCCACUGAAACAGUAAACCUUUUGCGUAAUGGAUCGCUUAUUGUUUAUGACGUCACCGAAAGUAAUUUGACAGACUUAUUUGGCUAUCAGUGUUAUACGACAAAUGGAAAACAAACAACGGAAAUAAAUUUUUUGAAAGUAGAAGAAGACGUACCACGUGUUCAGGUGUCGCCAAAACAAGUCUUUGUCAAUUUGAACGAAUCAUUGAUUCUGAAUUGUAAAUUGCUGCCCAAUCCGUUAACAGCGGUGGUUCAAUGGACCAAAAAUGAUGUUAAUAAUUCCCUUCAUAUCACGAAAUUGUUGCUUUCUGAUCGUGCUAUAUUCAAAUGUAUUGCAUCAAAUCGAUAUGGAAAAUCAUACGAUGACGUACAAGUGAUUGUAAAAACAGGUUUAGCCGGUGUGAUUAACAAAGUUAAGGGGAUCGUAAAUGGUCGAAGACUGAAACGUGAGACGACACUUAUUACUGUAAAACCUAAAAUGGAAGCUAAUGUUAUUACAAUGAACAGUAUAUUUAGGGAGCAAGGUGUAAUAGAAGAAAUAAUGCUUGGCUACAUGAUGAUGGCUUUUCCACAGUUAGCCUUCAAUGCUAAUCAGAAAAAUUCACUUGCAAGUGUGGAAUUUCAUCGUGUGAUUGAUUAUCGCUUUGAAAGUGGUGAAAUAAUGCGCGUUUAUCAGAAAGGAUUUGGCAUGGAUGGUGAAUAUGCGCAAUUUGAAAUAGCUUUCAAUGGACGUGUACCACAUUUUAACGAUGACACUUAUUCUUGGAUUGAUCAAGCUAAAGAGGAAAUGGUAGAACAAGAGCCAGGUAUGAUACGUGGAAAUGGAUUAGCAAUUCUGCGUGUUGGAAAUCAAGCAAAUAUACCGUUUCACUAUAUUGAAAUGUAA